AUGAUAGCUAUAUUAUCUAUACUAUUAAUAUUUUAUAUGAGUAAAAAUAAUUUAAUAACGUUAUUAAUAGCUAUAGAAAUCUUAUUAUUAAUGGUAACUAUUAAAAUAAUCUAUAUAGGUAAUCUAUAUGAUGAUAUAUAUGCUACUAUAUUUGGUAUAGUAAUCAUAUUGUUAGCCGGUGCUGAAUCAGCUAUAGGUUUAAGUAUAUUAGUAUCUUAUUAUAAAUUAAGAGGUAAAAUAGUACAAAGUAUUUAA
Molecule: messenger RNA, 255 nt
Organism: Lodderomyces oxycetoniae
Lineage: Eukaryota; Fungi; Ascomycota; Pichiomycetes; Serinales; Debaryomycetaceae
Source: the annotation of a RefSeq genome assembly